Messenger RNA from Paramecium sonneborni, 652 nucleotides. The record is from the annotation of a GenBank genome assembly. NCBI's taxonomy places the organism in Eukaryota, Ciliophora, Oligohymenophorea, Peniculida, Parameciidae.
AUGUUUUUUUUAUUUAUUUAUUGCGUGGUUGCACAUUAAUUUAAAAGUGACUCUAGAAUUCUAUAAUUGAAUGGUGAACAAUUAGAGUCUGAAAUAUAGAAAUAAGAGCCAUUCUUAAUGAUGCUUUAUGCACCAUGGUGUGGACACUGUAAAAGUUUGAUACCAGUUUUGGAUUAAUUGGCAGAUGAAGUGUAGCACAAAUUCGUAGCGAUUGAUUGGUAUUGUAAUCGAAUAAAUUUAGUGUUGCAAAUCCUGAUGCAAAAAAAAGAUUUGGAGUGAGAGGAUAUCCCACUUUAUUUUAUGUUAAGGAUAAUAAGACUCAUAGAUUUUAAGGCUAAAGAACACCUGAAUUAAUAAUCAAUUUUAUAUAAGGAGAUUAUGCCUAAGCAAAAGAGAUAAAUGAGAUUCCUAAAUUUGAACCUUACGAUGAAAAUUUUAUCGAUAAAUAUUUUGGUAACCUUUGGGUUUUUGUAAAAAUAUAUUAAUAUAUUAAUUAGAUAGCAGUGAUUGUGUUAUCAUGUUUAACAUUGUUUGUAACAAUUUUAUGUAUAAAUGAUUGCAGGGAAAAUAGAAAGUUGGAUAAGAUAGAGAAGGAAUUAUAAGAUAAAAAGAAAGAGAAUUGAAGGAUAAUAUUAGUAUUAAUAUAUAUUGG